UUCGAUUAAUUAAUCGUCAUAAGUUACGAACACGCCUUGAUUGCGUUGCUAGGAUACCGACGUAUUAUCAAUUUUUCACAAAGUUUUGAUCAAAUACCCCGACGAAUCAUGAACAUGGAGACGUAUUUGAUAAAAUAGUUGCCGAGUAGGGAAGGUCUGACUACGCCACGGAGCGCUCGGGCUCCUAUCGGCAGGCGACCUCCGAGCACGCUUCCUCAUCGGCUGAAGAAGGAGAAGUCUUUGGACAGUCCCCCGGAGAUGGACUCUCCGGGAGGAAGUGUCAGCAGUGACUUGCGACGGCAGAACGAGGAGCUGCGCGCUCGUCUUGCCGGCGAGGCUGCUGAUCAUAAGCGUAGACUUGAGGCCUAUCGUCGAGCGCAGCAAGGUCAAGCUGCGUUAGUGUCUAGGCUUCAGUCCAAGGUGCUGCAAUACAAGCAGCGAUGUUCGGAGCUGGAGAACCAGAUGUUGGAGACGACUCCGCGCAGCGAGCCGUCGUCCACCUUCCGCGCUCCAGCAGUGAAGAGCCACUCCGUGUCACUGCCGCCGCCGCCCUCCGCCACCACGUGCGCCUCGGCCGCUGUGGCUGCUGCAGACGCCAGGAUCACCGACCUGGAGACCGCGUUGAGGCGUUUGGAUGAAGAAAAGCGCAAGUGUGAGAAACUGGUGCAGCAGAACAACUUGCUGCGUGACCAGCUGGAGGAGUCUCACCAUCUGAAUGAGGCUCUAACUAAUGACCUUCAGAAGUUGACCAACGACUGGGAGGCCCUAAGGGAUGAGAUGGCCAUCAAGGAGGAUGAGUGGAAGGAUGAGGAACAGGCAUUCAACGAUUACUACUCCAACGAACAUCAUCGCCUGCUCAGCCUGUGGCGUGAGGUCGUUUCUGUGAAGCGUCACUUCGCUGAGCUGCAGACCAACACUGAGCGUGACCUGUACCGUGUGAGGAACGAGUUCGAUUCCAAUGCUAGGGAACUUGUUGGUAUGCUCAGUGGAUAUUCCAUCAAUGCGUUUGCUGCUCAAAGUAUGAAGCCUGACUUCCAGUCAUCUCAGCAGAACAUCUACCAGAGCCAACAACCAGGUGGUUACCAAGGUUCUCACCAGGCUGGGUACCAGGGGUCUCACCAAGCUGGUCAUGCGCCGGGUAUGCAAGGGACUCAAGGCCACGCGACCAGUGGAGCGGGUCCGUAUACUGUGGAGGGUAUGCGCGUGGACUUGCGCGACAUGACUGCGCAACGUGACACUGCGCUAGCUGAGUUGCGCGAACGUGAUGCCAGGAUACAACGCUUGUUGGGAGAACUGCAGGGCUUGGAGGAGCGCUGUGAGAGCGCGGAGGCGUCGUGCGAGGCGGCGGGCGUGAUGCGCGCGGCGCUGGAGGACGUGGCGCGCGCGCUCAUACACGACUCCGACGCGGACACGGCGCCCGCGCACGCCGCGCAUCUACAUCUACACGAUAGAUCACCAAAACGCAUUACUUCAUCCGCCAAUGCGACUGCUUUUGCUGAAAGCACAAUAUCUGCCGUACAAGCCGCGCUACACAAGUACCAGAUACAAAUACAUGAGUUACAAGUAAAACUGCAGAACACCCGCGAACAACUGACAACUUGUAGGAAGCACGGCGAGGCGGCCGACCUCAAUGUCGUCUCUCUAGAGAGCAAGGUCCAGGAUCUACAAGGUAAACUAGAUCAAGCCAACGCCGACCUUCAUCAACUCUUGCAAGAGAAAGAGUCCAUGCAGAAGACGGUGGAGGCGCUCCGGAUCGAUAAGAAUAACCUCGAGAGGAACCGAGUCGAGAUCAAUGCUAUGGUGGAAUCUCUAACAUCAGACUAUGAGAAACUUCAAAAGAUCAACUCUCGUCUAGAGAAAGCUAUUGAGGCACUGGAGGGUGAGAAGAGGAACUUGAAUGAUGAGGUGGACCAUCUACACCGCGAGGCGUCUAGCAGAGAGGCAGUGUUGAGGGCCGAAGAAGAACGCGCUUCGCGCCUACGCUCGGAACUGGUAACCACAAGAGAGGAGCUCAACAAGACAGCGCUGUCGCGGGACUUGCUCGACCAACAGAAGAUAGAAGCCGACGCCAUACUCUCGCAGAUGGAGAAACAUAGGAGUGACCUAGAGAUAGAACUGGAAAGGACUCUUAUGGAGAGAAGUGAUCUGCAAGACCUCGUGGAGAAACUGGAAGCGGCUGUGAGGAACCUUGAGAGCGACAAGAAGAAGUUGCAUGAAGAUGUCAAACAUUUGGAAGAUGAGAAGUCGAACCUAUCAAGCCAGUCAUCAGAACAGCAAGGAGAUCUUAACUCCUUGCGCAAAGAGUUACUGGCUGCUGAACAAACUAGAAUGGAGCUUGAGGCUGACAAGGCUUCGCUUUGUGAGAAGAUCAAGUUCCUCGAAGGAGAGAGAGAUAAAGUGGAAUUGGAGUUACGACAGGUUAUGAGGGAGCGCGGCGAGCUAAGCUCCCAACUAACAGCAAUGGUCCGCAAGAAGGACACUUUGAACGAGGAGAUUAUACGUCUGCAACAACGACUGGAGCAGGCCAAUGAGACUAUCGGCAGAAUUAACAGGGCUCUGGAAGACCACGUCAAAGAUGGAGAGGAUAAACAGAUCCUCAUAGACUCCCUGGAGAAGGACAAGCAGCACCUGCAAGAGCAGUUGGCGGGAGUACGGUCGGAGAAGGACGCGCUGGAGGCCGUGCUGUUCGAUACUGCCAACUUGUUGGAGGACACCGACAACAAGAGGAACAAACUCGAGCAUGAACUGCAGGAGACGCUGGUGCAGCAGGAGAAUUACAAGGGUCAAAUCACCCGCCUUACGAAGGACCUAGAGAACAGUGAGCGCAAACUCCGCGACACUCGCAACUCUAUGUCGCAGGCGUCGGGGAAGAAGGAGGCCGAGUACCAACAGAUCAUCACCAACAUCAACCGAACUACUACUGAAAACAUCACCAAGCUAAAGGAGGAGAAGGAACAACUCCGCCAAACACUAGAACACAAGCUAAGCCAGACUAUAGCAGCGUUAACAAGUGAUAAAGAGUCAUGCGAGGCUAGCGCGCGGGAGAGGGAGAAGAAGCUACUGAUAGCGAGAGACCAACUUAUACUGCAACACGAUGAGGCCAUGCUGAGAGCUGAGAAUGAUAAGCAACAGGCGUUGUUGAUGGCCCACCAAGAACAGCAAGCCCUACUGGAGCGUCUGGAAGAAGCGAAGCGUGCGUUUGACUGCGAACAGAACAAGUUGGAGCGAGUGCGGCGGGACGCGCAUGCGCGGGCCGAGCAGGACAGGACCUACGUCAACCAACUCAAGGACGAGAUGGCCGCGCUCAAGACACGGCUGGAGGAAGCUAAAGCUACAGCAGAAGAUGAGUGCGCUCGUUACGAGAACCGUAUCAAAGAACUACACCUUGAGAAGGAGGCCGUCAUGCGCGAGUGUACUGAGAUCCGAGCACAACUGUCUCUCGCCGAGGACAAGUACGAUAAUGCGUACGCGCAGCUACAGGAUACCAUGAGGAAGUUGAAGGAGUUGGAGAACGAAGCGGACAGUCUCCGCAAGGAGCUGACGGACGUCCGGCGCCAGCUGACCAACUGCACGGCGGAGCGCGACAAGUACAACGCGAGCUGUCGCGAGCUGCGGGAACACGUCAAGCGGGCCGAGCACGAGCGCAGGGACGCCGCGCGGGCCCGGGACGAGGCCUACCAUAAGAUCGCAGGUUUGGAAGAAAACCGUACAACUCUCGAUCUGGAAUUGUCUCGCGUUCAGACAAUGUUGAAGGAGAGCGAGACAGGAGGUGAACACGUGACCCGCGAGCUGAAGGCCACUGAGAACCAACUCAAGAGGGAACGAGCUGCCUUGGAACAGGCCAACCAUGAUAUCAAGGAGUUGCAGUCUAGACUGCAGAACGAGUGCGAGGAACGCGAGCGAUGCGCGGGCGACGCGGCGGCGGCGCGGCGGCACGGCGCGGAGCUGGAGGCGCUGCUGGCGGCCGCGCGCGCCGACCUGCAGGCCUGCAGGCAGCGCGCCGCCGACCUGGACGACGCGUGCCGCGCCAGGGACCAGGAGCUGGUACUUCGACUGGAAGACUGUCGGUCCAAGGAGCGUCGACUGGAAGAACUGAAACAUAAUCUCGAGGUGUGCCUCGCUGACGCCACGCAGCAGAUACAGGAACUUAAGGCUCGACUAGGCGGCAGUGAGGGUCGCUGCCGUGCGCUGGAGGCGUCCCUGUCGCAGUGCGAGAGCGCGCGGCGCGAGGCGGAGGCCAAGUUGUCGUCCGUCGCGCACGGACUGCGCCGCCUGUGUGGCGUCCAGCCCGACGGGUCCGUGCACGCCGCCUGCAGGAAGCGACUCGCCAGCCCCGCGCGACGGUACAGCCCGCACAGAGGUCGAGAUCACUCAGAGGAUCGCAAUGAGAUCAUAGACGUAGAUCCGGAGCUCAUCAAGAAAGGAAUGCGUAACUUGAUGCACGAUGUGUGCCAGAUUGAGAGGGAAAAGGACGACUACAAGUCCCAAGUGAGCAUGUUGAAGAAGCAGUUGAAGGACGCGAGCGAGCAACAAGGCAAGGGCGACACCAAGCUGCAGGCGGUGUCGGCCAGCCUGCGCGCGCUGCAGGAGGACAAGGCGCGCCUGCAGGCCGCGCACGGACAGAAGGAGGCGCAGAUUAACGCACUCAAUGAAUCUGUACAAAGUAAGACUCUGGAAAUUAGCAACUUGCGAGACAAGAUCACAAGUCUAGAGGCAGCAUUGUCAUCAGUUACUGAAGAGAAAGUUCAGAAUGAGAACAAAGGAGACAAUCUUAGAGUACAGUUGGCGGAACGGGUGCAGGAAGUGGGUCAACUACGUGAAGCGCUUGCAGCGGCUGAGGGUCGUGCGUCUCGUCUAGAUGUCCGCCGCGCUCAGUUAGAGGGCGACGUACAGAGAGCCGCCGUCGCAGCUAGGGACAGAGAUCAAGCUCUGAAGAAACUACAAGAACGAUGUGAAGGCUACACUCGCACUAUAGCUCAACUAGAAGACCGCUGUACCUCCCUCAAAGGCACCAUGGAACAACUGUCCACCGCACUGCAGAAGGCCGCCGCGGCCGAGGCAGAACUUCGUUCAGAACUCGGCAAAGUUACAAGGCAACUUAAUGAAGCUAAGAACAAUGAACAUAAUGCUGUUGAUAAGCUGAGACAGAUACAGAAGAGUGUGUCGAGUUGUGAGAACGAACGGCGUGUAUUGACGGAGAAACUAGAGAGUGCUAAGGCGGCGCUCGGAGAGAUGAAGAGAAUGAAUUCCUCACUGGAGGACCAGGUCCACAGACUCACUAACCAACUCGCCAAUCUUGAAGUGCAGAGGUCCGCCUUCGAGUCCCAACUACGCAUGACGACAUGGGACGGCAAAGAAAGCAACAGUGACAGUGAGUUAGAGCGAGAAUUACACCAACUACAACGCGACCGAGCUGAACUGAAGUCCAAGUGCGAAGUACUGCAGGACACUGUCCGCAAGUUGGAGGCUGAGCGACGCAUGGUCAGACCACCGCUCAGGAGCAAGAGCCAUGAUAGAACUGAGAAGAGCGUCUACUAUUCUGAUUUGGAUUCUGGUCCAGACUCCACUAAAGACUCGUCGACGCGUGGCUAUAAGGACUCGUCCAAUAUUCCUUGCAAGGAUAAGGGCUUCACUACAGACUUGAGCCUCAUUGAACUAGAGAACAGGGAGCUCAGGAUGAAGAUCCGACGCCUGGAGAAGGAACUAGCUGAUAAGGAGGCGGAGCUAACAAUGGCUCGUACAAGAUACCUGACCGACCUAUCGAGCAUGUCUCCGUCCCGUCGCAGUGACGUGGAGCACUACCGCCAGGCCGCGCUACAGGCCGAGCGACUGCUGGAGAGCAAGGAGGCUUCCUACCGACAACAGAUCAUGAGGCUGGAGACACAGGCGUCUCAGCUCCGCUCUCAGCUGACAGCGGAGAUCCGUCGUCGCCAGGCAUACAUCGCCCGCAGCGGCCGCGCCGCGCGGGACGUGCAGAGACUGCGCUCCGCACUCGGAGACUCGCUGCGGACUGUCUCACAGGACCCAGCGCUGGACUCGUACACCUUGGAACACGAAGCAAGAAAGUUGGAUAGCACGCUCACCCACAGCCUUCCUCCGCUCAACGACAGCUACGACUCGUCCAAAUAAACAACGGCUCCGCGACAAGCCGAUAUUUACCAAUAAUGAGCUGCCAACGCUCGAGCAUUGUGUAAAAAACACACAAUAGGAAUACAGAUGGUGUAAUUUAUAACCAGCCGUGUAGUUUCAAGUUUCUAUUAUAGGAAAACUGGCUGCGUUGUGUAAAAUUAGCAGAUAAGUCGAUACAAUAGAUGACAGCAACGUUAUUCCUAUACACCGAACUAAUUAUUAUCACCUGUUUUCAGAUAACGUGGUGCCUAUUUUUAAUAUCGUUCGAAUAAUCCUAAAUGUAAAUUGGGCGUAAACGACAGUACAAAUAUGGUAUGGACUAGCGACAGCUACAAAAUUUAACCUUCGACUCAAAAACAGGCCUCAUUCAUGAUCAUGAUGGACCAGAAUGUUGAAAGUGGUUACGAAAUCAUUAAUCAGUAAAAGUAUUGCUGAAUACCAUUGUACUUAUCGGUACACUCGUGACGUCAUCACUGCCUGUCAUAUCGGACGCAUGUUUACGAAUUUUGUUUGUUCGACAUGUGAGUUACAUUCGUGUUAAUUACACCACAUGUCGAUGUCAGUAGAGAGUUGAAUCUAUUUGGAAUGUUGAAUGUUUAUGUAGGUGACUCAAACGACCGAAUUUUAUAGAUUCUUCUCGGUAGGGUAUAGCACCAAGUAUUCACGAAUAAUUUAAGCGAAGUGUAUUUGUCAUUUAGCAAUGAUUUGUUUGAUAACACGUAUGAGUCAGUGUGUCUUGAACCAUGAUUCACACUGAGGUCAGUUCAAAGACCGGAAAUAUGGAGGAAGCUAUUUUUUUUUAACUUCAAUGACUCAGUAAUCGUUUAGUUUAAUGACGAGAUUAUGUGUGAUCUGUUUUUCUAGUCAAUUCGAAUAAUUAUUUUAUAGUAUUAAAAUCAUGGAAGUAAGUAUUAGGUAUUAAGUGUUUUAAAAUAUGUAACAACAAGUAGCUAUAUUUUACACAGAAUGUUAAGCAUGUUUUAAAUAACGAAGUUGGCAGUACCUAAUGAAACUAAGCCAAGAAGUGUUUGUAAUUUAUUUGUGAACUAAUUAUCCCCAUCGGAUAAUGGAUUCUAUGCUAUUCGUACCCAUUUAUUUUUGGCAUACAAUAUACCAUAUUUAAUAAUACAAACAAAUGAUUUACCUAUUUUAUUGUCAUUUACCUUUAUGUUCCUCAUAUACCCAGAUAUAAUAAAUUAAAACAAAGUUAUUUACAUCUUUAUAUCCAUUACAUCAUUGUUUUCCUUUUAUGAGCAUACGUCAUUCGUAUAAAUUAAUACACGUGUUCAAAAAAAUAUAAUUAUAAUGUGAAGAUUUCUUAGUUUGAUAUAUUAUCUAUUGUGUGAUUAUGCAAAUUUUUAUAAUAAUAAAUAUAAUUAGGUAUAACAGUCACCUGUUCUAGUCAUUAUAUUAACUAAUUAUUUAAGACUUAACGGCAACCAUUCCGUCCGACUAUGUUCUAAUUACAAUCUAUAUGUACCUAAUAAUAAACGUAUCGACACCUAGGUACCACCAUAUCACGUUUUCCGCCUCAACGACUUAUGAACGUUAAUUUAAAAUAGUCCCGUAUUUAACAAUAUUAUUUCAAUACGACAUGUAGGAAUAUUGUUGUAUCGGAAAGAAAUAAGCAAUUGUUGAGAUCCUCACUAACAAUUUCUCAAUUGAAACCUUAUUGUUGAACAAUCAAUUAUAUUUUAUUUCAAUAAACACUAAAAGUUUAUAAAAUACGUGCAAGUGUCACUUCACGCUUUAUCGCAGAAGAGGCGAGGCAGUUUAGCUAUCACUAUUUUUAUUAACUAAAUAUGAAUAAAUGAUGCGGAUAUCGCUUAUCAAAGUAAUUUUACGAGUAUGUAUCAAAAAAGCAAAUUGUUCUGAUAAGUGUAUAUGCACGUAUUGGGUUAUUAUUAUGUUACUAUAAAGAGCAGCAACAAUGCUCCCCGUUAACAUUUGACCCUACUGCAACUAGAUAAGCGCUGCAGACAGGCUCGGGGCGCCUUGAUAAAAAUGGUUCAACACCAUUUCAUUACACUAUCUAUUUCGCCGGGUAUCGGCGUCACUGUACACUACCUUAUUGUAUGUAGAUACACCCCCUCACGCUUUUUACUUCAAAUUACCGACCUACUGUAUUUAACAUUAAGAUAUUAUUUUGUACGUUACACGCGCCCCCAUAGUGAGCUCGAUCUAUGUAUGAGACCUUGUUACACAUCAUGGGGUGUGUCAAUAGAAACUAAUGCAAUUGUAAUUCAAUACUUGUUUUGCAUUAUAGAUUAGAUUGCUUAGUUAUCGAGUUCAUAAAUAGGUAUUAAGUUAGACGUAUUGAGUUCAUUUCCACUGGACUGUGUCAAUUCUUAUGUUACUAGAAUAUCGACAUACGACCGCCACGUCACACUGCCAUACAUAAUUUUGUCAUGUUUGUAUCUACUGUUUAGUUAGUCCCUUUAGAAUUAAGUACAGACACGUCUAUGUAACUUUUUUACACUCAUCAAGUUAAUAAAAUAGUUGUAGAUGGUA
Molecule: messenger RNA, 8640 nt
Organism: Spodoptera litura
Lineage: Eukaryota; Metazoa; Arthropoda; Insecta; Lepidoptera; Noctuidae
Source: RefSeq, a predicted model, not a curated record